CGGAGGGAGCUUCCGGCUUGGGAAGCGUAGCGGUGGAAGCACGUGUGUUCUUCUCUUGGGUUUCGUGGAUUACCUUGUCUGUUUUCCCUGGGUCUGGUGACAUUGUCAGAUCCUUUCAGGCCUAAGGAUGAAGGCGAGAAGAAACAAAAAACAAGUUCCAAGCUUUCGGAAGUUGCUAAAAACAAGUAAAGUCAAACUUGAAAACAAGCUAAAAAAUAAGCAGUUUAAACAACAAAGCACUCUCAAGAAAUACCGAAAAGAACAGAGGAAGCUGAGGCAAGCUGUGAAAGAUGCUGUGUCUAAGAAACCCAUCCCAUUGGAAGACCCAAAGGAAAAACGACCAGGUAAAAGGAUUGAGUGGGAAGAGGAGGAAGAGGAGGAAGCCCUUCCUUUAGAUAUGAUGGAUGAAGAUGACUUACAGUUAAUGAGAGAUUUAGGACAAAGAGCAUCUUUUUUAACAAGAGAUCUUUCUUCCAGCGAACCCGUUCAUGCCAAGAAACGAAAGCACGAAAGCAUUAUAGAGAAAUAUGAAAAAAUACCGAGAACUCUGCAAACUGCACCAGAGAAAGAACUCAUUCAUUUGCUUCCUAUCAAAGAUAAAAGUGGUAUAAUUCCACAGACCAGGGAGAAGCCAGUUAUUGACAGUAACAAAGAUGAAGAGGAUCAAGAAGAAGAAAAGGGACUUGAGGAAGAGAUCAUCGAAGAUUCCAUUCCAGAGCUGACCUUAGAAGAACAUUUAAUUGAGAGAAAGAAAAAACUGCAGGAGAAGAAAAUGCAUAUUGCAGCCUUAGCAUCUGCCAUAUUAUCAGAUCCAGAAAGUAAUGUUAAAAAAUUGAAAGAAUUACGUUCCAUGCUAAUGGAACAGGAUCCUGAUGUGGCUGUUACUGUUCGAAAGCUGGUGGUAGUUUCUUUGAUGGAGUUGUUUAAAGACAUUACUCCUUCAUAUAAAAUCCGCCCCCUAACAGAAGCAGAAAAAUCUACCAAGAUCCGCAAAGAAACCCAGAAAUUAAGAGAAUUUGAAGAAGGCCUGGUUAGCCAAUACAAAUUUUAUUUGGAAAAUCUGGAACAAAUGGUUAAAGACUGGAAGCAAAGAAAGCUGAAGAAAAGUAAUGUAGUUUCCUUAAAAGCAUAUAAAGGACUGGCAGAAGUGGCAGUGAAGAGCCUGUGUGAGCUGUUGGUGGCACUACCUCAUUUUAAUUUUCACAACAACAUCAUUGUGUUGAUUGUCCCUCUCAUGAAUGACAUGUCAAAGUCGAUAUCUGAUAUGUGCUGUGAGGCAGUAAAGAAACUCUUUAAACAAGAUAAAUUAGGCCAAGCUUCCCUUGGUGUAAUUAAAGUAAUUUCUGGUUUUGUGAAGGGCAGAAAUUAUGACGUUAGGCCAGAGAUGUUAAAAACAUUCUUGUGCCUAAGAAUCAAGGAAGUAGAAGUGAAGAAAGACACAGAGGACAUUAAUAAACCAAAAAAGUUCAUGACUUUCAAGGAAAAAAGAAAAACUCUAUCAAGAAUGCAGAGAAAGUGGAAGAAGGCAGAAGAGAAACUAGAACGAGAGCUUCGGGAGGCAGAAGCUUCAGAGAGUACUGAGAAAAAACUUAAACUGCAUACAGAGACUCUGAAUAUUGUGUUUGUAACCUACUUUAGAAUAUUGAAGAAGGCCCAGAAGUCACCCCUCCUGCCAGCAGUUCUAGAAGGACUUGCCAAGUUUGCCCACCUUAUAAAUGUGGAGUUUUUUGAUGAUUUGUUAGUAGUUCUCCAUUCGCUGAUUGAGUCUGGUGACCUAAGCUACCGAGAAAGUCUUCACUGUGUACAGACUGCUUUUCAUAUUCUUUCUGGCCAGGGUGAUGUUCUCAAUAUUGAUCCAAUGAAAUUCUAUACACAUCUCUACAAAACACUGUUCAAGUUACAUGCAGGUGCUACCAAUGAAGGUGUCGAGAUUGUACUCCAGUGCUUGGAUGUUAUGCUAACUAAGCGCAGAAAGCAGGUUUCUCAGCAGCGAGCCCUUGCCUUCAUCAAGCGCCUUUCUACUCUUGCUCUUCAUGUUCUUCCAAAUGCAAGCAUUGGUAUUUUAGCGACAAACAGAACAUUAAUGCAUACCUUCCCAAAAACCGAUCUAUUGCUUGACAAUGAAUCUCAGGGAAGUGGGGUCUUCCUCCCCGAGCUGGAUGAGCCCGAGUACUGUAAUGCUCAGAACACUGCUCUUUGGGAAUUGCACGCACUCCGGAGACAUUACCAUCCCGUAGUGCAGAUUUUUGCAGCUCACCUGAUCGCAGGAGCGCCUUCUGAAGGCUCCAGAGCUCUCAAACCAGGGUUAAGCCGAAGAACUGCAGCUGAACUUUUUGAGACUCACAGCGUGGCCGCGAUGACAUUCAAUCCUCCCGUUGAACCUCUGAAUUCCAAAAGGAAGGAUAAGGUUUUACAAGGGGAUUCAUUUUUGAAUGAAGAUUUAAAUCAGCUAAUCAAAAGACAUUGCAAUGAAGUUGCUACUCAGAUUCCUCUGGAUUUCACGAAAUAUUUGGAACCAUCGCUACGAUAGUGAAAGAAUGAACAGUCUGUGGAUUUUUUUUGCUUAUUUAUGUGUUUGUGCAGGUACACAUAAAGCUAAGGACCUUUUCUUUUUAUACAAGAGAAACUUUCUAAGAACAAAUAACAGAAGAGGAAGAGUUACUCUGUGUGGCACCGGUUUCUGCCCUAAUUCUGUAAAUGUCAUUUCAUUAAUUGAAAGCCUUUUUUCCUCAAGUUUUUUGAAAUUUCUUUCUUAAUGACGCUGCCUUUUAAAAACUACAUAUUAUUUUUUUGGACUGAAUCUUGUCGAAAUGCAUUUGCUGGGUUAAAAUCAAGGUACAGAAAAACCAAGACCAUGAGGGUGCUUUUUACUAUUCAGCUACUUUUUAUAACCAAAUCUUUUCUUGUAACACCAUAGAUGGAAACAGGAAACAUUUUAAAUUUGAGUGAACGUAUUUUUAUGAAGAUUUUUGCAAAAGGAGAAAAUAGCUUGAAAUUCGACCCCAGGUUCAUUGGUUCUUGCUGGAUGAGGGUUUGUUAUGGCUACGUUCAAAGAAAGUCUGAGUGUGAUUCGAGUUUCUUUGAAGUUCUUUGCAUUUUCUGACACGCUUUGGAGGGUGACAGGGAGGGAUUGCUCCAGGCUGGAAAAACCAAAUGUGCGACUUUUCUGUUUUAGGGACAAAAGGUAACCAGUGGGGGGCUCUUUCUCUCCUUUUUUUGAGGGGGGAGGUAAAAUGCCUAUUAUUAUGAAUAUAAUUAUAAAGCAGCAUUUUAUAUAACAGCUAUUCCUGUAUUCUAGGAAUGGUCUGUGAAGUAAGUGUUUUGAUGACCUGGUUAUAAACUUUCUCUACUGUGAGCAGUUGAACAAAGUAUCUACUUUCUUUGCUUCUUAUUCUUGGGAUGUGAGAAAUUUUUUUUAAAAAUGCACAACAGCCCAACUAAAUUGAUCUCUUGUUGUUUCAGAGCCAUAGAGUCUGGACUUUAGACCCUCCCUGCCUUUUUUCUGAUGAAAUGAAAUAGAACAUUCCUUUACUGUUCCAGCAAAGUUAGGGAUAUCAGCUUAACAGUUCAUGUUAAUCUUCUAGCGUAUUUUUAUAUGUGAUUUUAAAAAGUGUUUCUGAGGUCAGAUAUUUUUACUCUUGAUUAUUUGUCACCUUGAAGAUUAAGGUGCACCUGAUCCAAGCCAUAGUGUUUUCAGUCGCCUCAUAUGCAUGUGAAAGCUGGACAAUGAAUAAGGAAGACUGAAGAUUUGAUGCCUUUGAAUUACGGUGUCGGCGAAGAAUAUUGAAUAUACCGUGGACGGCCAGAAGAAUGAACAAAUCUGUCUUGGAAGUAAUACAGCCAGAAUGCUCCUCAGAAGCGAGGAUGGCAAGACUUCAUCUUACAUAUUUUGGGCAUGCUAUCAGGAGGGAUCCGUGCCUGGAGAAAGACAUCAUGCUUGGUAAAGCAGAGGGUCAGUGAAAAAGAGGAAGACCCUCAACAAGAUGGAGCAACACAGUGGCUGCAACAACGGGCUCAAGAAUAACAAUUGUGAGGAUGGCGCAGGACCAGGCAGUGUUUCAUUCUGUUGUACUUAGGGUCGCUAUGAGUUGGAAACUGACUAGAUGACACCUAAAAACAAAUUUGAGUAAUGAGAAUGUAUGAUUCAGUAUAUAAAUAUUUGCUAUGAAGCUACCUUUCAGAUAUAAAGCGGAGUCUAGGGGUGUUACCAGCACAUGUCACAAAUCGUUUAUUUUCCAUACAUAUACAAAUACAUUUAUGUAUCAGUUCGGCAGGAGAAACUGCAGUCCAGGUGAAAACUCAGUUUUAAAAUGGAAAUACACCAGCUAUUUCAGGCUUGUAUUAUGCUUUUAACUUUCUUGCUAUACAUGUAGAGAAUCAUAGUGAAACCAUAAGUAAUACGUGUAGUAUUAAUUUGAAUAUCUUUUUUUAUAUGAAUUUGAGGAUGAAAUAUAUUUGUGAAUCAGUUUCUACAACCAUAUAAUAUUGAUGAGUUUCAUUUUCAGAAUAAUGUAAUCAUUAAUGAUAACACACACACACCUCGAGGCUCUCCUAAGCUAGAGCCUUAAUUUUUAUUUUAAAUAAAUAUUGCGCACCUACUGUGUGCUUAGCACUGUGCUAGGCACUUAAACGUUGGGUAGGGUAAUAAUGGGUAUAAGACAUAGUCUUCUGUGAUUUUUCAUGCUGAGUUAAAUCAUUUACACAAAACUUUAAAAAUAUAAGACUCAGUGUACGAAUGAAUUGUUCCAAAGUUCAGGGGCCUGUGACAUCUGAAAUAGGGUAUAUUUUAGAGGCCUGCUUGGUGGCAGGCUUAAGCAUAAUUUUAGACCUAAGAGAAGCCAAACCAAACCCACUGCCGUUGAGUCGAUUCCGACUCAAUAGUGACCCUAUAGGACAGAGUAGAAUUGCCCCAUAUGGUUUCCAAGGAGCGGCUGAGAUGAAUAAAAAUAGCUUGGUAAUCGUGGAGAUUCAGGUGUUAUGUUAUAAUCUUUACUCCUCAUCCAAAGUUUGCUUUUAGGAAGUUGAUAGAAAUAAGGCAGAGAACACAUAAAUUGUGCACAAUAUACUGUAUGAUGGGAAGUGUUGACCCAAGUAUGGACCAAAGAGAACAGCCAGGAACAUCCCCCUCCUCUUUAGUGGCAUAGGAGCAUAGUUGGGGACCUCUGUUUUAAAGCCAGCUCAGUUUUAUUGGCCUAGUAAGCAAGCCUUGAUUGCCUUUAAGAAUUGGUCGCUAUGAGCUGGAAUUGACUCAACAGCAAUUGGCUUUAGUUUUUUAAGUUUUAGGUGUCUGGAAGGAGCUCUAGUGGCGCAGUUGUUAAAGUGAUCGACUGCUAACCGAAAGGUUGGCAGUUCAAAACCACCAGCGGCUCCAUGGGAGAAAGAUAUGGAAGUCUGCUUCUGUAGAGAUUUACAGCCUCGGAAACCCUAUAAGGUUGUUAUGAGUCGGAAUUGACUUGAUGGCAGUGGGCUUGGUUUGGUUUUAGGAGUCUGGAGCCCUGCUGGCACAGUGGUUAAGAGCUCGACUGCUAAUCAGAGGGCCAGUAGUUUGAAUCCACCAGCCGCUCCUUGGAAACCCUAUGGGGUAGUUCUACUCUGUCUUGUAGGGUUGCUGUGAGUUGGAAUUGACUCAGCGGCAGUGAGUCUGGUUUGUCUGGUUUGGUGGUUAGGUCUCUGGGUAGCAGAGAAGAGAUCUACAGAAAUAUUGGAAGGGGAGAAAACAGAGUCAGGGGAAGAUGUGAUUAAAAAAAAAGAAACUGGUACAUAUGGUAGGAGAGGCCCUCUUUCAUUAAUGAGCCUCCAGUAUCUUCAAAGCCAUGGAGAUAGGCCUUCGUAUGAAAGCAAGUUUGGUUAAAACAAGGCACUUGUAACUUUUGUUGAAUCUAGGCUACCCCAUAUUUACCCUCAACUGGGGGAUUUAUGAACAACUUUUACUUUCUAAGGAUGACAUGAAAAGAGGCAUUACCUCAAGAAGCACUUUUUGCCCAGAUAGUAUCAUUACUUCAUGCAGAUUUAUCCCAAAGUUAGUUAACCCAAUUUCCUAACAUCCUUCUAUAAUUUUAUAUUAUCUUGCAAAACAACCAAUUCAAGCAUCACACAUCACAUUGGAUUCUUUAAUGCUUUCUUGCCAGCUGUAGUUUUAGAAGUUGACACUACCUGACAGAGGGAUACAGCUUGUGCCCCUCUUUUGCUUUUAGUGAAGCUCUUUAAAAUAUUUUUCUGGGAAAUCCUUUAAUGAGCCCAGUUUGCAUAUUUAAACUCUUCUCCAUAUUAACUUUACUGAUAAGAGUUAACUACUCAGAUUUUUAGUAGCGUGAGAAGUAUAAAUGUAGUGGGUAUAGUCCUGGUAGUGGGUAUAGUCCAGAUGUAUAACAAAGGACAGUAUCUUAUUUGCUGUGUUAUAGAGGCAUAAUUCAGAUAAGCAGUAAAUAAAAAUAUUCUUGGCAAAUGCCAGGUUGUAUGGGUCAGUUGUAUUGUAUGGUAGACUUUGCACUUUUGAGCAAUGUGUCCUUCCUAAAAUCUCAAAGACUCAAAUACAAUAGAGUACAUUUUUUCACCUUGAAAUGUGAUGAUCAAGUUGGGCAGCAACACAGGCAAUAGGCUGGGUUUACUCACCUGUUAACCUAGUCUCACGGUAAAUUUCAGAUUUGUGCUGCAGCCAGAUCAACAGCUCUGGGGACGGAGUUUAGUCAACGCCAAAUAAUAAACCUGAAAGACCAGUCUUGCUUUUCAUCUCAUUACUUUGCAUGGUGUUCAUUUUGACUAGCCAAAUUAGACCAGUAUCUCAGCCUUCAACACAUGGUAAGCCAAACCACAGAAAUAAAUACCCAUUAGUCUAUAAACCAAACCCAGUGCCAUCGAGUCGAUUCCGACUCAUAGCGACCCUAUAGGACAGAGUAGAACCGCCCCACAGAGUUUCUGAGGAGCGCCUGGUGGAAUUGAACCGCCGACCCUUUCGUUAGCAGCCACAGCACUUAAUCACUAUGCCACCAGGAUUUCCUGUUAGUCUAUAGAGACUUGAUGAAGUGUUGCCAAAAUAUUUUUAAAAAUGGUUUACCAUUGUGCAUUUGUUAUAGACUAUUUGAUUUAAAAAGGAAUCUUUAGUGCUGUAUAAGCUGUAUCACACUAGUAGUCUGAAUUCUGCCCACCAGCAAAUGAAGUACUAGCAUUGAGGCUUUGGGUCACUGAGAACUUUAAAUGACAUGAGAGCUGUGUGGUGUAUUUUUAACACUUCUGUUUUUAGAACAUGGAAAGGCCAUGAGGAUUGGUAAAAAAAAAAAAAACAAAAACUUCUCAAA
Messenger RNA from Loxodonta africana (African savanna elephant), 7295 nucleotides. It is a transcript of the gene NOC3L, whose product is annotated as NOC3 like DNA replication regulator. Gene Ontology annotation, molecular function: chromatin binding. The transcript has 21 exons. The record is from RefSeq and is a predicted model, not a curated record. Gene Ontology annotation, cellular component: nucleolus. NCBI's taxonomy places the organism in Eukaryota, Metazoa, Chordata, Mammalia, Proboscidea, Elephantidae. The coding region runs from base 128 to 2530 and encodes 800 amino acids. Gene Ontology annotation, biological process: DNA replication initiation.